Messenger RNA from Hibiscus syriacus, 1056 nucleotides. RefSeq lists its product as uncharacterized. The record is from RefSeq and is a predicted model, not a curated record. The coding region runs from base 1 to 1056 and encodes 351 amino acids. NCBI's taxonomy places the organism in Eukaryota, Viridiplantae, Streptophyta, Magnoliopsida, Malvales, Malvaceae. The transcript has 5 exons.
AUGUUCGACAUGUUGUACUUGAUUGGUCAGUUUGGUGGUGCACCUCAUGAGGAUGCAAGGCAACAUGUUCGAGCAUUUUUGGAGGUGUGUGACUCCUUUCAACAACAAGGAGUUCAUGAAGAUGUACUGAAAUUGAAGUUAUUUCCAUACUCUUUGAAUUAUCGUGUUAGGGCAUGGCUUAAUGGAGUACUUUCUGGCUCAAUAAAAUCAUGGGCAGACUUAUAUAAGGGACACCUACGCAAGUGCACCAACAAUGGAUUUCAUGAUUGGAUGCAAGUUGUUAUGUUCUACCAUGGUAUAAAUGCUCUAAUAAGGUUGAUGCUAGAUGUUGCGGCAAAUGGUACUUUGCUGGACAAGUCGCUUGAAGAAGCAUUUGAUAUCUUUGAUAGGAUAGCAAACAAUGACUAUCAAUUUUUUUUCAAGGUUAAGAAUGGGGAAAAAGAUCAAGGGACAUUUGGCGAAGUGAAGGAAGUCAAGGUGCCAAUUUCUGCAUGUAUUUUAUGCCAUGGAAAUAAUGUGAACGAAUGCCCUGACAACCACGAGUCUGCUAACUACAUGAGAAACUUCAAUAGAGGCAACAACAACCCCUAUUCGAACACUUACAAUCGAGGAUGGCUUCAAUAUCCAAAUUUUAGAAUCAAUGAGCCAACAAUGCCAGCAGCUCGAAUCGACAACACAAUUUGGUUGAACCCCCAGACAAAAGAUUUCAUGACUUCAACUAAGGUCUUGCUGCACAAACAUUCUUCAACAAUUAAAAGCCAAGGCAUAUUGUUGCAAAGUCAGAUAACCUUAUUGCAAAGUCAUAGUUCAUCUUUGAGAGCGUUAGAGAAACAACUGGGCCAAAUUGCCACAGCAUUACAUGCUCGCCCACAAGGAAGCCUCCCUAGUGACACUAAGCUCAAUCAAAAAGACAAGUUUAGAGGGAAGAAGCAAGAAAUUUUUCACCAUGGUACUGUACUAGAAGAAUCUGAAGGUCAAGAUGAACUUGUUGUACAAGAAGAAUUGCCUAUGGAGAAAGACAAUGAUGAGGGUUCAACCAGUCUCUCUACUGAUUAA